This is a messenger RNA of Anarrhichthys ocellatus (wolf-eel), 5419 nucleotides long. It is a transcript of the gene tdrd15, whose product is annotated as tudor domain containing 15. The transcript is spliced from 6 exons. Bases 77 to 5419 code for a protein of 1780 amino acids. Lineage: Eukaryota; Metazoa; Chordata; Actinopteri; Perciformes; Anarhichadidae. The record is from RefSeq and is a predicted model, not a curated record. Gene Ontology annotation, biological process: P granule organization; spermatogenesis; piRNA processing. Gene Ontology annotation, cellular component: P granule.
AUUGAGGAGCGUUAACUUGACAGGUCGCACACAUGAGGCGGCACAGCAGGAUGUGAUCGUCACUGAUUCUGUAGUCAUGCAGUCGGUGCUGGGCUCCGAACAUCAAAAAUCUGGUUCAUCUGCACCAUGUGCCCUUUGGCCAGUGGACCUCAAGUUAACUCACUUGGACUGGAACCCUGACGCAACGUUGAUACACUUCCAGGGACAGUACCUUACCAUAUGUGAUCUUGACUAUAUCAUCUUGCAAGGGGAAAUACAGAAUGUACCAAAGACUAAAGCUGUGGUGGAUAUUGGAGAGUUUUGCCUUGUGGAAGAUUUGGAUUCAGGCCGCUGGUACAGAGGAAGAGUUCAAAACCGGAAAAAGGACUUGUUUGAUGUUUUCCUCAUAGAUCACGGUAACGUUUUGAGUGUCAACAUCGCCCACAUAUCUUCCUGUUCAAAUGACCUGUUCAUCCUGCCUCCCAAGAUAGUUUGCGGCUUUCUGGCAAAUCUUCUGCUGCUUCAUGGCAGUUCUCAUUCUGUAGUGGAGAAGUACUUCUCAAACCUGAUUGGAAGAAAUGUCAAAGGUUACAUCCAAGCCCUCUUGCCCCACAAAGUGCUCUUGUUGGAAGCCCCCGACAUUAACAUUGACCUCGUUAGACAUGGGUUUGGGAGGCAUGUGGACACAGAUACUUUCCUCCUCUUGGUUGGGAUGCUCACAGAGGUGCCACUCAAACAAAACAUGGAGCCAGUUCCUGACUUACUCAUUGAAAAGCUACGGGGGCAAGAAUUUAGCUUCAAACCGUCUGGUUUGCAGGGAUACAAAGACAUUCUGUCUCUCUGUGGGCCUAGAUUGAGUUGUGGGACACGUGCUAAAGUGCGUGUUACUGCUGCGGUCAACCCUGGACUGUUUUACUGUCAGAAGACCAGUAUGGAAACAGACCUUUGCGAAAUGUCAAAGAAGCUGGCUGCAGUUAAUGAGUGCCAAACCAAAGAAGGCAACCAGAAGACUCCAGAAAACCUGGGUUUACUGUGCUCAGUCAAAGGCAAAGAUGGGAACUGGUACAGAGGCUACGUGCAGUUUCUCCCAGUCAACUCUCAACUUCGAAUUUUGUUCAUUGACUAUGGAUUCUUUGAAUCUGUCAAAGUUGAGAACGUCCACAGGUUGCCACCGGACUUAUUUUCAACACCUGUCAUGGCAUUCCCAUGCUCGCUCUCCUCGCUGAGUGAUGAGGAUGAGGCGGUCAAAACUCAGCAGUUGAGUUUUCUCAAGGCAUCCUUGCUUGGAAGAGUGUUAGAUGUGGAGAUCAGAGGUUUUGAUGAAGGACAGCACCUGUACUCUAUCACAGUAAUUGGUGCUGAAGAUAAUAAUGUGAAGGAACCAGAGUCCAUUCAAGAGCUUCCUAGCAUGAAGGUUGAGUCAGUUUUGGAGGAAGAUCUGUCACCUCAGUGUGGCUAUUUCUACUAUGAGACAAUCAUGGGCAAAGCAGUGUGUAAAACACUGGAAGCAGAAGGGGUCCAUGUAAACUCUGUCUUUGUGGGCUAUGUCGAGUAUGUCCAGAAUCCAAGCCACUUCUGGAUCAGAACACAAAAACGUAACGAUGAGUUUGAAGAAAUGAUGAGAAAAAUGGCAGAUAACUUCAGUCAAGUGAAGCUGGGUGAAGACGUGCUGUUGAAUCCCAAGCUUGGGACACUGUGCUGUGCAGUGUAUGAGGCAGACAUGCAUUUCUACAGGGGUGUCGUGACAGACACUCUUGAGCAUGGAUCUGAAGUUCUUUUUAUCGAUUUUGGGAACAUUGAGAAAGUGCCACACAUGUUGAUCAAGAAGAUACCCGAGACAUUUGCCAACAAAUCAGCGUUUGCCUUCUGUUGCACUCUUGUUAAUGUGUUUCCGUUGGAUGAAGUCUGGACCAGCACCACCUCUGACUUUUUCAGACGAGCUGUGUCAAACAAAGCCCUGCUAGUCCAUGUUAUCCAAAUGGGAAAAAACAAAUUUGCUGUUGAUCUCCAUGUCAUGGAAAGUGAAGACAAUCCAAGUAUCACUGAGCUCCUGAUCUCUUCCAAACAAGCUGAAUACUGGAACAACAUUGCCAUAGAGCAUGUGGUGCCAAACCACACAGAUUUGACAGAAAAAACAAGAUGCCCAAGAUAUGGUGUGACAUCAGACCUCAAUGGGAAUACAGAGCAACUGAAUGAUUGUGAGAAGGAAGAGAAAACUGAGAAGGCCCAAGCACCUGCUAGCUUCAAAGCCUUAAGCAUCAAGCCAGGGUGUAAUUUUGCUGUGAAUUGCUCUUACAUCAAGUCCCCAUCAGAUAUCUGGUGCCAGCCUUUAGAGAAACGUCCAGCCUUGGAGGAACUGAUGGAUGAACUCUAUCAAUAUUACUCAACUCACACAGUUCCCUUCCAAUCAGGGGAUUCAUGUUGUGUCGCCAAGUCACCUCAAGAUGGAAGAUGGUACAGGGCCUUCAUCACAGAGAAACAGAACAGUUGUGUCAGAGUGAUGUUGGUUGACUAUGGCUUUACCAUCCAAAUCAAGGAGCACAAUCUUCAGGCAAUAAUGCCAGAAUAUGUUUCUUUGGAAGGACAAGCUUUCAGGUGCAGCCUUAACAACCUGCUCGAACCUGUUGACCCCAAGAACAGUGGGGAUUGGAGUCCGGAGGUGUGUAAGACACUGAAAGAUUUUGUCCUUAGGACCAGUGGUCUAAGAUGUGAAGUUGUCUCACAGUUGAAUGUGAAAAACAAAGGGCUCUGCAAUGUCGUGGAACUCUACAACACCCAAACCCAACGGAGCCUAACAAAUUUGCUCUUUGAACAGGGCGUGCCAAGAGAAGAGCAAAUCUCGGCAAAGCAACUGUCGACCGUGAUUCCUGAGUCUUUUGGCUACUCUUCACAUGAUCUAAGUCCUGGAAAUGAGGAACAAGUCUACAUCACUCACGUUAGCAGUCAGUGGGAGAUCUACUGCCACCUUGAGAGAGACACUGAAAUCAUUGAAGAGCUCGAAAAGAAAAUCGCAGAUGAGAGUGAGAAAAUGAUGCAGGCCAGUACGAGAGCAGUUGUGAGGAAGCUGGCCCUGGCAAAAUUCUUUGAUGGCAAAUGGUACAGGGGCUUGGCACAUCCUGUUCAGUCCCCUCAGCAUCUCGGGGUGUUUUUUGUGGAUUAUGGUAACACAAUCAUAUCUGAGAAGACCCAUGUCAUGUUUGUCCCCAGAGAAUCUGCUGAUUUGUUGUACACACCCAUGCAGGCUGUGAAAUGCCACCUUGCUUCAGUGUCCAAGAAAGAGCGCUAUGCAGAGGAUGAACCUGCCAUCUUGAAAAUGGGCGAAAAUCUCAACUCGAGUAUCUUCAGAGAUUCCUUGAAGACUGCUACAUCUUUGAGAAUAAAUGACCUGGUUCUGGCUGAGUAUGAGGAAGACGGAGCUCUGUAUCGUUCUGCUGUGAAGGACUGUGAAGGAAGUUCCCAUUUCAAAGUUGAGUUUGUGGACUAUGGAAACUCCGCAGUUGUGGGCAAGGACAAGAUCUACUCCAUACCAGAGGAGUAUCUCUCUCAUCCAAGAUUCAGCAUGGCAUGCUCCCUGUUGGACACAAACGUGUACAAAAGUGAUGUUCCUUUCACCGAUGCUGUAAUGGAGAAGCCUCUCAUGGUUCAUUUUGUCUGUCAUGAAGUUCAUUGGGAAGUCGAGGUUGAGAUUCUUGAUGGAGCCGUUUGUGUUCCAGCAGCACUGGAAGCAGCUGUUGAAAGUAACACUGAAAGUGAAAAGGGAGAGAAGUCUCCUGCGGAUUCAAUUGAAAUAGAAGAGAAGGCAAGAUCCCGUGAGCAGAACUUCCUUACAAAAGAAGUGAGUGAGAAAAAAACAGCUGAAUCCCAAGGAACUACUAUUGAAGAUAAAGGCCUCAUGCUGAAACCAACACCUGCCACACUGUCACCUGAACUAGAAGAACACAGAACAGCGCCCACCAUAAACAAAGAAGAUUCUAAGAAGAAUGCAAGAAUGACAAAAUCAACAACAAGUGGAUGUGCCGAUGCACUCAUACCUCCGUCUAUUCAGGCUAAAGAUACAGAGACUGGUACAGUUCUGUCGGUCCUGAGUAACAGCAACUUUUACGCCAGACUAAAUAAGACCAGUGAACUGCUUACUGCAUUGGAAAGUCUUAUUGCUGACAACCUAUGCAAGUGCAAGAUGGUGGCAGAAGAGGAUGUCAAACAGGGCCUAAAUUGCUUAGUUCAGGUGGACAAGCAUUGGCACAGGGCUGUUUUUCAAGAUGUAGGCUUGGAAACAUGCCAGGUCCUCCUCGUGGAUCAUGGAAUAACUGAAAAAAUUCCAAGUGGCUCAAUCCGACACCAGUCUAGCAUGCUGGUAAAAAUCCCGCACCUUGCAGUUUUAUGCAAAGUGAACUGCCUUGGGUUCAGUGAGGUAGAGGCUGCUCCUGAAUUGUGGUGUGAAAUACUCAAACCAAUGAUUGGCAAAGAAGUCCAACUGGUGUUUGUGUGUUAUUCAGAAGCUGAAAAACUAUGGAAGGUUGAAAUCGUCAUCAAUGGACUGUUCCUCCUUCAUCAAACCACAACCUCACUGCAGCCGAAUGAAGAGAUGGUCCCAUCAACUGCCCAAACCCAAAAUGAGAAAGCGGAAGGAGAAUUCAACUUGGACACGAGCCCUACUCAGCAACUUGUCUUUGCUCCUAUUGACAUAGAUAAGUUGUAUUCUGGGUUUGCUGCCGCAGUGACGACUCCCUUCGAGUUUUGCAUCGUUCUGGAGGACUUACUUCAUGUCAUGAACAAAGUGUCCUUAAUAUUGGACGACCUCCCUGAGCAAAUGUCUCCUCUUCCUGAAGCCCACCUCGUCCCUGGCACUUGCUGCCUGUUUAAAUCGGACACUAAGAAUAAGUGGUGCCGGGCCGAAAUCGCAGACGCCAACACCACAGCAGUCUUGAACCUGGUGGAUUACGGCCAUUACGAAUGCAUCCCGUAUGAAGACUGCUCCAAGCUGAAGAGGGUUCCUGGGGAAUUAACGAACCUCCCAAAGGUGACGUACCCUUGCGUUCUGAGAGGGGUGAAGCCGGUUGGAGUGGAUGGACAGUGGACCGAUGGAGCAGCGGUCUUCUUCCAGCAGGGGUUGUACCAGAAGAACCUCCAGAUCUUCUUCAGAGAGUUUGUAUCAAACACACACUGGAAGGUGGACAUUCUGGCAGAUGGCGUCCAUGUCGCCAAGGAGCUGGUGGAUGCUGGACAUGCCAAUUACAUAGACGUCAUGCUAGGACUGAGGUUCCAGGAACAGAGCUCCUGUAGAGCAGCUCCUCAUAGCCCUGACAGUGAGGAAGAGUGUGGUCAGGAAGAGGAAGGCUUCAACGGGAAGGCAGAUCUCUUUGCUGAGUCCACUGACAAAUCAGAGGGGAAGAUGCCACUCAGCGUUGUGCCUGAAUGUCAUCAAUGUCUUCUGAUGUGA